AUGCACCUGGGAUACACACAGGUCGACGAAGACCACUGCAAGGAAAUGGCUGAUGGCAUCUCCAGGUUUCCUACGCUGGAAAAGGGCGAGUUUGUUUUCUUCAUGGAGAAGCAUGUGGAGUACGAGCUCGAAACCUUCAAGGACAUUUUCGAACGGUUUGAUGAAGAUGGCAGUGGUACACUAGAUGCAGAUGAACCGUGCGUCUUCCUCAUGUCCUUGGGCUUUACUCCGCUGCGAAGCAUUAUCCGAGAGUCCUUGGACCUGGUUGAUUUGGAUGGCAACGGCGUUCUGGAUUUUGAAGAGACAGUGAUCCUCAUGCACGUGUACAGGCAUUCUGAAGGCUUCACCAUCCAGGAGCUUCAAGAGCUGACAUCCGUCUUCAUUGAUCAACAACAACAGGGCAUGCAAACAGGGAAGGUCACCGACGAGAAGAGUCUUCCCGCAGAUCGGCUCUAUUCCUUGCUGCUUCAGUUCUUUGGGCCAAGAGCUGCGGACUUCAGCGUCGAGUUGCAACAGGAGCUCUCUUCGGCAGGCCGAAGGAAGAGCGUUGGCGCUGGUACCACGACCAGCCCGACCGGACCCCCCGCUUUAACCUUUCAAGAAGCGGUCCUUUGGGCCAGACGUUUUCGGGAGAAGAUGUUCACCAACUACAGAGAAGUCUUUGACAAGUAUGACGAUGACCAUUCCAAAAGCAUUGACAUGAGUGAAGUGAAAAACGUCAUCAAGGACUUGGGAUUCACCAUUCCGCAGAAGACGGUGGAUGAGCUUGUCUAUGAGGCUCGAGUGCGAGGCGAUAUUGUGCACACCAACAAUGAAGGCUUGGAUUACGACAGCUUUGUCCAUUUCAUGCAGAUCCUCAAUGAAACGGAUGGUUUUAACCGAGAGGAGAUAGCUCGAAUUGAGAAGACGUUCAAGAAGUUUGACAAGGACGACAGUGGAGACAUCAACUCCAUCGAGCUGAGCGACAUGUUGCGCGAGCUCGGUCAAUGCUCGCGCAUGGAGGAGGUCCGCAGCUUCUUGUCUGCGGUGGACAUCAAUGGCAACGGCGUUUUGGACAUCCGGGAGUUUAUCCGUUUCAUGCGGCUCUUCCGUGAGAAGCAGCUGGCAAGAGUAAAGAUGGUGUUCACAAAGAACGCAGACCAUUUCCAGAAUCCACCCGUCCUGCUGGGCCCAGAGGUGGAAAAUGCCAUCCUCCUGGUCCUUUCAGAAGAAGCAGUGGAGGUCGCGUUGGCUGAUGGUCAGACGUUCGAGAAUCAAAAAUCGUUGGAAUUCGACGAGUUUGUUCUGCAAAGUGCGAAUGUGAAAGCAGAAUGA
Durusdinium trenchii is the source of this 1314-nucleotide messenger RNA. Lineage: Eukaryota; Dinophyceae; Suessiales; Symbiodiniaceae. The record is from the annotation of a GenBank genome assembly.